Messenger RNA from Anoplopoma fimbria (sablefish), 1867 nucleotides. RefSeq names its product proteoglycan 4-like. The transcript has 2 exons. Bases 209 to 1162 code for a protein of 317 amino acids. NCBI's taxonomy places the organism in Eukaryota, Metazoa, Chordata, Actinopteri, Perciformes, Anoplopomatidae. The record is from RefSeq and is a predicted model, not a curated record.
UUUAUUGAAGUUAUUCUGGCUGCUGGAGAGCAGUGGGCUGGGGAACGCGCAUAUAAGCCGUGGACGCGCACGGUGGGCGGCACCGUUUCCAGGAGUGUUUCCAGUCUGGAGACAGUGUUACGUGCGCUCUUCUCCAAGUUGGAAGUGCGAGAUCAUCUGCGACUUCAUCUACUUCUCCUGCAACGCACAACGUCCCGUAAGGUUCAUCAUGGGAAACCGGUUCAGCAGAGGGCGAGAAGCCCCAGCCAACAGUGCUGAAACUGCUGCCACUGAACAGCAGGCUGCAGCAGAGCCAGCAGCUGAGAAACCAGCAGAGGAUUCUGGGACGACACCGACUCAGCAGGCCGUCGUACCGGAGUUUGUAGGUGAAGUGGUGACGUGUUAUGCCGCUGAACCAGCGCAGUCUAUGACUGAAAUGCAGAUUCCUGUUCUCUUGGAGCCACUGACUGAUGCUGACCCAGAGCCUGUGGCAAAGGAAACCCCAGCUCCGGUCCAAACCGAGCCUCUGGUCUCCGUCUGCGAACCUCCAGAAUCAGAACCUGUUGCUGAGCCAGAACCUGUUGCUGAGCCAGAACCUGUUGCUGAGCCAGAACCUGUUGCUGAAGCUCAGCUUAAUCCAGAGCCAGCUCCAGAGCCAGCUCCAGAGCCUGAACCCGAGCUUGUUCCCGAACCAGAGGCAGAAGUUGAGGCAUUCCCUGAACCCAUUUCAGAGUCCGUACCAGAACCAACUGAGGCUAUGGAGCAGAAGACAGACCUGCUUAGCCAAGAGUCUCUCCCUGAGCCAGCGAUUUCUUCAACACCUUUGCUCGACCUAGGCGUCCUUGACGAAACUCCCCAAACUAUUGACAUUCCUCCCUUCGCUGCUCCACUCUCUGCCCCAGUCAAUGGAGAAGAGCUGACCCAGGAAUGCCAAGACAGUGCUGAGAUUUCUGUGAUUCCCUCACUUGAGCCUGAAGAGAGCGAGGAGACGUCAGAGUCUGUGGAAAACCUGAUGGAGGUGGAGGCUGCAGAGAAUUUGGAGCAGCUUGUGAGUGAUUUCAGCGAGGAAAGUGUUUGUGGACUGCUGAAGAACUUGGAGCUGAAAGGAAAUGACCUAGUCUCUGACCUCAUUCCCACCGAUGUCAAGAUCCCUGACAUGAGCACUGCCAGUGAGCUGAUGUGAACACAUUGGAAGAUGAUUCGUACAAAAAGUGAAUGGAUAUUUUUUUCUGUGAAUCCCUCUUUAACCCCUUACAUGAAUUCUGGAAGAAUCACAGAUGCAAUGUUUUUCUCUCUCUUAAGUGGUCACAGAAGUGGCAUAAUAAAGGCAAAUGGCUAUUUCUCUGUCUAAAUGAACAAAAAUGUGCCAAAAGGAAAAAAAAAAAAAAAAAAAAAAAAAGGUGUAUUGGUGGGGCUUGAACAGGACAGGGGUUAUGAGUGUACUUAAGUGUAUUGCUGGACAAGAGAGCUCUUCCUCUAUGCAAUUUCAACAAGCAAGAAUUGAAAUGAAUUUCUUUAGGAGAAAAAGAAGCCAUUGCUUUAUAAUAAUGCCUUACAGAAAAUGGUUAUAGGGAAGAAUUUUGAUGUUGACCGAGUACAGAGGGAAAAGCAAAAGCUUUUUGAGGUGGAUACCGGGUAUGUGAGUCUGCAGCACUCCAUCGGUGAAAGCAAAACGAUAGGCAAGGGACAGUAGCAAUGCAACCAAAGAUGGAAACACUAUGUUAUCAGGAUACAAGUGUCUAAUAAGCAUUUCUGCCUUAACAUUAUCAUGUUUAGACUUUGUAAGAUUCUGUAUCUUUCUUGUUUUCUAAUUCAACAAUGGGAUUUAUUUUUUUUAACCCAUGUUGUGGCUUGCUUGUGAAAAUAAAAAUAUUAUACUACAUUUGUU